Brettanomyces nanus is the source of this 456-nucleotide messenger RNA. RefSeq lists its product as uncharacterized. Gene Ontology annotation, cellular component: mitochondrial large ribosomal subunit. NCBI's taxonomy places the organism in Eukaryota, Fungi, Ascomycota, Pichiomycetes, Pichiales, Pichiaceae. Gene Ontology annotation, biological process: mitochondrial translational termination. Gene Ontology annotation, molecular function: translation release factor activity. The record is from RefSeq and is a predicted model, not a curated record. Bases 1 to 456 code for a protein of 151 amino acids. The transcript is spliced from 2 exons.
AUGUCAUACUUUGAUGUUGCAUUUACACAUUCUUCAGGAAAAGGAGGCCAGCAUAUCAAUACUACGGACUCAAAAGCUCAGUUACGAAUGAGUACAGUCAGUUGGUACGAGUCACGUGGAAGAUGGAUAGAUUCAACGGUAUUUGAUCAAAUCAUGCAUAACUACAACGAUAAGGAAGCUCCACAAAUAAAAAAAUUCCCAUAUUUUACUGUCAAGGGUGACGUACUAGUGGAAAGUCAAAAGACACGAUACAGAGACAAGAACCUACAAGAUUGUCUCGAUAAAUUUGUGGUCGGUGUCAAGCAGUGUGGUCAAUUAAGACAACAGAUAGACCAACAGACCAAACAAGAGUGGCAAAAAUACAAGAAAAGAGACAACGAGCAACGAGUGCGUACGAAAAAACAUGUUGGCGAUAAAAAACAGCUUCGUAAAAGAAUAUCCUUGGAUGAUAUAUAG